UGAAUAUAUCUUGGUAAAAAAAUCAUGUAGCUUGUAGGUAAUAAUGAGUGCAGUUUAUCCAUUCUGAUGCUGCAUGUGCUCCCUCUGGCCUCCCUUCCCAGCUGAUCUUGAGUCGUGUGAAGACCUCAGCCACAGUCGGAAAAUAUGUCCCCUCCUGUUUAUGCUGACCUCGGCAAGUCUGCCAGAGAUGUCUUUGGCAAAGGCUUCCAUUUUGGCGUCCUCAAACUUGAGUGCAAAAGUAAAACUGCCACUGGUGUGGAGAUUACAGCAGGUGGCUCCAAUGUUCUGGAGUCUGGUAAAGUUGCAGGCAAUCUUGAGACCAAGUACAAGGUGAAAGAACAUGGGUUGACCUUUACGGAGAAGUGGAACACAGACAACACACUGAACACAGAAGUUGCAUUGGACGACAAGGUUGCCAAGGGGCUCAAGCUUGUUCUCAACACCACCUUUGCUCCACAGACAGGCAAGAAGUCUGGAGUGCUUAAAUCUACUUACAAGACUGAUGCUUUGUCUGUUAACCUAGAUUCCACAUUAGAUCUUGGUGGUCCAGUAGUCAAUGGUGCUACUGUGGCAAGCUACAAGAAUUGGCUUGUUGGUUAUCAGAUGUCCUUUGAUACUGCAAAAUCAAAGCUCACCAAAAAUAACUUCGCUGUUGGAUUUACCAAUCCAGACUUCAUUCUUCACACGUAUGCCAAUGAUGGAGCUGAAUUUGGUGGCUCCCUCUUCCACAAAAUUAAUCCUGACUUGGAGGGUGCUGUUGACUUGGCUUGGUCUGCUGGAUCCAACACUACACGCUUCUCCAUUGGCUGCAAAUAUUCUCUGGACAAGGAUGCUGCACUGCGAGCCAAGGUGAACAACAACUCUCAGGUUGGCCUAGGCUACCAGCAAAAGGUGCGUGAUGGCAUUACUCUGACACUAUCAACUCUCAUUGAUGGUAAGAAUUUCAAUCAGGGUGGACACAAAGUUGGCCUGGCCAUGGAACUAGAAGCCUAACUUCUUAAGGAUGUAGCUGCUGGGGUCCUGCAGCCAUUAUAUGAUGAAUAUUUCUGGAGAGGGUGAAGAGCCAUGGGCACUGGGCUCCUGUGGGGUGAACUGUUUCUACAGUUAAGUGCCCACAUAUGCUAAGUCCUAGAUUCCAGUAGUGUAAAUGAGCACUGUACAUUAAACAUUUACAUGACCGACUGUACAUUAAAUAUUUUUUAUCUUCAUGGGUGGCAGCAACGAGUUGAAGACUCGUUUUGCAGCUGUGAAGUUGAUCUGUCUUCAUGAAAUGUCAAUAAAUUUUAAAUGGUC
Cherax quadricarinatus is the source of this 1293-nucleotide messenger RNA. RefSeq names its product voltage-dependent anion-selective channel protein 2. Lineage: Eukaryota; Metazoa; Arthropoda; Malacostraca; Decapoda; Parastacidae. Gene Ontology annotation, biological process: monoatomic anion transmembrane transport. Gene Ontology annotation, molecular function: voltage-gated monoatomic anion channel activity. Gene Ontology annotation, cellular component: mitochondrial outer membrane. The record is from RefSeq and is a predicted model, not a curated record.